UCAGCUGGCUGGUGUUUACGGACAUAUUCAAUCGCUCCCUAUCCCAGUCUGUUGUCCCCACAUGCUUCAAGAUGGCCACCAUUGUUCCUGUACCCAAGAAGGCAAAGAACUGAACUAAAUGACUACCGCCCCAUAGCACUCACCUCUGUCAUCAUGAAGUGCUUUGAGAGACUAGGAUCAUAUCACCUCCACCUUACCGGCCACCCUAGACCCAAUUCAGUUUGCAUACCGCCUCAACAGGUCCACAGACGACACAAUCACCAUCACAUUGUCCUAUCCCAUCUGGACAAAAGGAAUACCUAUGUAUGAAAGCUGUUCAUUGACUAGAGCUCGGCAUUCAACACCAUAGUACCCUCCAAGCUCAUCAUCAAGCUGGAGGCCCUGGGUCUCAACCUGGCCCUGUGCAAUUGGGUUCUGGAUUUCCUGAUGGGCCGCACCCAGAUGGUAAUGGUAGGAAAUAACAUCUCCACUUCGCUGACCCUCAACACUGGGGCCCCACAAGGUGCAUGCUCAGCCCCCUCCUGUACUCCGUUCACCCACGACUGCGUGGCCAUGCACGCCUACAACUCAAUCAUCAAGUUUGCAGACAACACAACAGUAGUGGGCUUGAUUACCAACAACAACAAGACAACCUACAGGGAGGAGAUGAGGGCACUCUGAGUGUGGUGUCAGGAAAACAACCUCUUACUCAACAUCAACAACAAAGGAGCUGAUCGUGGACUUCAGGAAACAGCAGAGGGAGCACCCCCCUAUCCACAUCAAAGGGACAGUGGAGAAGGUGUAAAGUUCCUCGGCGUACACAUCACAGACAAACUGAAAUUGUCCACUCACACAGACGGUAUGGUGAAGAAGGCGCAACAGCGUCUUCAACCUCAGGAGGCUGAAGAAAUUUGUCUUGUCACCCAAAACCCUGACAAACUUUUACAGAUGCACAAUUGAGAGCAUCCUGUCAGGCUAGUACGGCAACUGCACCACCAUCAAACGCAAGGCUCUCCAGAGGGUGGUGCGGUCUGCACAACUCAUCACCAGGGGUCAAACUACCUGCCCUCAAUGACACCUACAGCACCCGAUGUCACAGGAAGCCCAAAAAGAUCACCAAGAACAUCAACCCCCCCCCCAAGCCACUGCCUGUUCACACCGUUACGAUCCAGAAGGUGAGGUCAGUACAGGUGAAUCAAAGCUUGUACCAGAGUAAAACAGCUUCAAGGCCAUCAGACUGUUAAACAGCAAUUACUAACUCGAGGCUGCUGCCUACAUUGAGACCAAAUCACUGGCCAAUUUAAUAAAUGGGUCACUAGUCACUUUAUACAAUGCACUCUAAAUAAUGGCACUUUAAUAAUGUUUACCUAUCUUACAUUACUCAUAUCACAUUUACAGCUGAAGUCGGAAGUUUACAUACACCUUAGCCAAAUACAGUUAAACUCAGUUUUUCACAAUUCCUGACGUUUAAUCCUGGUAAAAAUUCCCUGUCUUAGGUUAGUUAGGAUCACCACAUUAUUUUAAGAAUGUGAAAUGUCAGAAUAAUAGUGGAGAGAAUCAUUUAUUUAACUUUUAUUUAUUUCAUCACAUUCCCAGUGGGUCAGAAGUUUACAUGCACUCAAUUAGUAUUUGGUAGCAUUGUCUUUUAAAUGUUUUAACUUGGGUCAAACGUUUCGGGUAGCCUUCCACAAGCUUCCCACAAUAAGUUGGGUGACCAGCUCCUUACAGAGCUGGUGUAACUGAGUCAGGUUUGUAGGCCUCCUUGCUUUUUCAAUUCUGCCAACAAAUUUUCUAUAGGGUUGAGGUCAGGGCUUUGUGAUGGCCACUCCAUUAUCGUGACUUUGUCCUUAAGCCAUUUUGCCACAACUUUGGAAGUAUGCUUGUUGUCAUUGUCCAUUUGGAAGACCCUUCUGCGACCAAACUUUAACUUCCUGACUGAUGUCUUGAGAUGUUGCUUCAAUAUAUCUACAUCAUUUUCCUACCUCUUGAUGCCAUAUAUUUUGUGAAGUGCACCAGGCCCUCCUGCAGCAAAGCAUCCCCACAACAUGAUGCUGCCACCCCCGUGCCAAACUUUUCCAUUUAUGUCAGCAGUAACUAUGUGCACUACUUUCCAUGCUGUGUGGUUACUUAGUGCUUACUAAGCACAGGAUGAAAAUCAAUUGCAGCGUCACAGGAAGUGAACCAGGCCACUACAGUAUAAAACUAACAGCAUCACCUCAGACAACCAGACCAGGACCACAACACAGCAACAGAACAACCAGACCACAGUACAACACAGCAGCAUCAUGUUAUCUACUUUAAGCUUCCAGUCUUUGACGGUAAGUGAUGACUUUAGUUUCUUCAAGAUAUUACUGGAUUUUGCCACUGGUGUCUAUCAGCUGGGGAAGACAUUAAAAUGUGUGCUGUUUGAAAAGUAAGAGUCCCAAUGAAACCUGGGGUAAAGAUCCAUUUCAGAGGUGAUACCAGGCUACUAACAGUCCCUCGCUUUCUCAGGUGCUGUGUAUGAAGGGGGUGUUGGUAAUGAUGAUGGGGGCAGAGGCGGCCCCCCGUGCCCAUCCAGAGAAGACAGAGAGCCACACACGAACCACACUGCAGACACACAAGAAGCCUACAGAGUCAGAGUCUACAGGUCCCGUCACAGUAAUUCUCCCCUUGCACCUAGACCCAAAUUACUUGGUUCCUUUCCAUUCCAUCAGACCCAUUUGGAACCAUUCAAUCUCCCCAUGGACUUACAACACUACCUAUGACGAUAGACGCUUUCCCCCCAUCAUCUCGGAGGUCAGGUGCUCUCUGAAGGGAUGUCUGAACAUCAAGGGUAAGGAGGACUGGAGCCUGAAGUCCAAACCCAUCUUCUACCAGAUCCUGGUCCUGAGGAAGGUGAUGGGAAGUGGGAAGAAAUGCCACUACCGGCUGGAGUCAAAGGUCAUCUCGGUGGGCUGCACCUGUGUCAGGCCUACCAUCAAACAGUAAUGCUAUUAGAGUGACGAGGUCCAGCCUGGUGGCACAGCUGGUUCGGCCAUGGUGCUGGCAAUAUCAAGGUUGAAGGCUCAAUCCCUACAUGCGUAGAAUGUAUUGAAAGUAUUUGUGUGUUAGUUUUAUGUAGCUUUGGCUGUGUCAUUAAAAGAUUGAUUUGAAUAAUAAAAUAUGGAUAUAUUUUCUAUUGAGCUUUAAAUCGCACAAUUGAUUAUGUAUUGUUUAUUUUGGGUUAUUUAAUGUAUUGGAUAAUAUGUUCGUAUUUAUUUAAAUA
Messenger RNA from Salvelinus fontinalis (brook trout), 3226 nucleotides. RefSeq names its product interleukin-17F-like. The coding region runs from base 2482 to 2949 and encodes 155 amino acids. NCBI's taxonomy places the organism in Eukaryota, Metazoa, Chordata, Actinopteri, Salmoniformes, Salmonidae. Gene Ontology annotation, molecular function: cytokine activity. The record is from RefSeq and is a predicted model, not a curated record. The transcript has 2 exons. Gene Ontology annotation, biological process: inflammatory response. Gene Ontology annotation, cellular component: extracellular region.